Alternaria metachromatica is the source of this 1077-nucleotide messenger RNA. RefSeq lists its product as uncharacterized. Lineage: Eukaryota; Fungi; Ascomycota; Dothideomycetes; Pleosporales; Pleosporaceae. Gene Ontology annotation, molecular function: amino acid binding; ornithine carbamoyltransferase activity. The record is from RefSeq and is a predicted model, not a curated record. Gene Ontology annotation, cellular component: mitochondrion. Bases 1 to 1077 code for a protein of 358 amino acids. The transcript has 2 exons. Gene Ontology annotation, biological process: L-citrulline biosynthetic process.
AUGCCCGCUUUCCGUCCCUCGCCUGCUGCUCUGCGGAGCUUGCGCCGCUGCUACUCUACCUCCUCACCAGCGACACCGCCGACAUCGCCAUUCGCACCUCGACAUCUCCUCUCUAUAGCCGACCUCACACCUGCUGAGCUGACCACGCUCGUCCAAAAUGCACACCAACAUAAGACGACCAUCAAGCAGACAGGCGAGGUGCCGCAUUCGAUGCGCGGGGCAUUGGCAGGCAGGACCGUCGCAAUGACCUUCAGCAAACGCAGCACGCGCACGAGGGUAUCGACAGAAGGCGCCAUCGCGGCAUUUGGAGGCUCUCCCAUGUUCCUCGGUAAAGACGAUAUCCAAUUGGGUGUCAACGAGUCUCUCUACGACACCUCGCUUGUCCUCUCCAGCAUGACCGCCGCCAUUGUAGCCCGCGUAGGCCCUCACUCCGACGUAGCCGACCUCGCAAAGCACUCGAGCGUGCCCGUCAUCAACGCCCUCUCCGACCUCUACCACCCCCUCCAGAUCAUCGCCGACCUGCUCACCAUGGCCGAGAUCUACCCCUCCACAUCCUCUACCUCUCUCGGUCUCGAAGGCCUGAAGAUUGCAUGGAUAGGAGACGCCAACAACGUCCUCUUCGAUCUAGCCAUUGGCGCAACAAAACUCGGCAUCGACAUCGCCGUUGCAACCCCCGCUGGCUACGAGAUCCCUCAAGCAAUGCGCGAAGUCAUCUCCCACGCUGCACAAACCUCUCCCCACCCGGGCAAACUGCUCGAGACAAACACACCCGAAGAAGCCAUCAAGAACGCCGACAUCCUCGUGACAGAUACAUGGGUGUCCAUGGGCCAGGAAGAGGAAACCGCCAAACGCCUAAAAGCCUUCUCAGGCUUCCAGAUCACAUCUGAGCUGGCGAAACGGGGUGGUGCCAAGGACAACUGGAGCUUCAUGCACUGCCUUCCCAGGCAUCCCGAGGAGGUUGCCGAUGAGGUCUUCUACGGGCCCAGGAGUGUCGUAUUCAAGGAGGCAGAGAACAGGUUAUGGGCUGCCAUCUCCGCGCUCGAAGCGUUUGUAGUAAACAAGGGAAAUAUCCAGUGA